Messenger RNA from Phialemonium atrogriseum, 1494 nucleotides. RefSeq lists its product as uncharacterized. Bases 1 to 1494 code for a protein of 497 amino acids. NCBI's taxonomy places the organism in Eukaryota, Fungi, Ascomycota, Sordariomycetes, Cephalothecales, Cephalothecaceae. The record is from RefSeq and is a predicted model, not a curated record. Gene Ontology annotation, cellular component: cytosol. Gene Ontology annotation, molecular function: mRNA binding. Gene Ontology annotation, biological process: mRNA splice site recognition. The transcript is spliced from 5 exons.
AUGGCUGAUUUCGCACCCCCAGGUGCCCCAGGCGCACCCACCAACCCCGGAAUGAACGGCUCGAGCGACCCGAACUUCGCCCAGCCGACCAUCUCGUCCAUGCCAUCCAAUGAAGCUGCCAAGACCCUAUGGAUGGGUGAAAUGGAAGGCUGGAUGGACGAGACGUUCAUCAAAAAUGUCUUCCAGACCGUCCUAGGCGAAGCUGUCCAGGUGAAGGUCAUCCGAGACCGCAACUCCGGCAAUGCCGGCUACUGCUUCGUGGAAUUCAACACCCCUGAUGCUGCCCAGAAGGCUCUGGGCCUAGCUGGUAACCCCGUUCCCAACUCCUCGCGCGUCUUCAAGCUCAACUGGGCUUCCGGAGGUGGAUUGGUCGACCGUCGUGACGAUCGCGGACCAGAGUUCAGCAUUUUCGUCGGAGAUCUCGGGCCAGAAGUCAACGAGUUCGUGCUGGUCUCGCUCUUCCAGAGUCGUUUCCCUUCUUGCAAGUCGGCCAAGAUCAUGACCGACGCCAUGACCGGUCAAUCGCGUGGAUAUGGUUUCGUCCGCUUCGGCGAUGAGGCUGACCAGCAGCGCGCUCUCGUUGAAAUGCAGGGUGUCUAUUGCGGGAACCGCCCGAUGCGCAUCUCGACUGCUACCCCCAAGACUCGCUCGCACCAGUAUGGCCAGGCCCACGGCGCGAGCCCCAUGGCCCCUCAGGUUGGCGGCCCUGGCCCUGCGGGUCAGAUGGGCUGGGGAGUUCCUCAGUACUACAACCAGGGAAACUUCAACCCCAUGCAGCCGAUGAACCAGUUCACCGAUCCGAACAACACCACUGUCUUCGUUGGCGGUCUCUCGGGCUAUGUCACCGAGGAUGAACUUCGCUCGUUCUUCCAGGGCUUCGGCGAGAUCACCUAUGUCAAGAUCCCGCCUGGCAAGGGAUGCGGUUUCGUCCAGUUCGUUCAUCGUCAUGCCGCUGAGAUGGCUAUCAACCAGAUGCAGGGAUACCCCAUUGGCAACUCGCGGGUCCGUCUCUCUUGGGGGCGAUCUCAGAACAAUUCGGGAGUAGGUACCCCUUACCGACCUGCUCCUCCCCCUCCUCAUUACAUGAGUGGUAUGCCCCCGCAUGCUGGUGGCCCUGGCGGUCCCUACGGACCUCCCCACUUCGGUGGAAACCCUCCACAGGGACCACCGCCGGGUGGCCUUCAGGUAAUGCACCCCUCCUUCCUUGGGCCUCCGCCCGGCAUCCCCGCAUACACUGCCUCCCAUGCUUUUGAGGGUGCCGGUGCUGCUCCUCGACGUGCCCAUGGUCGUCGUCAGCAGAACCAGCAGCCCGGGCAGGGCAAUCGCCGCUCCUAUGGGGCUCAUGUCUCCCACUCAAUGGGAUCUCGUGGGCACCGUGGGCACCACGCAUCGCGUGGGCAGGCCCAGCCACAGGGACUGCAGCAGCAGCCGUCGGGCUUCCAUGCCCUUGCCCCCACCCAUCCCCCGUCCACCAUGCAUUCUAACUCGCGAUGA